Messenger RNA from Dioszegia hungarica, 543 nucleotides. Its product is annotated as putative mitochondrion protein. The record is from RefSeq and is a predicted model, not a curated record. Lineage: Eukaryota; Fungi; Basidiomycota; Tremellomycetes; Tremellales; Bulleribasidiaceae. Gene Ontology annotation, biological process: tricarboxylic acid cycle; protein-FAD linkage; mitochondrial respiratory chain complex II assembly. Gene Ontology annotation, cellular component: mitochondrion. The coding region runs from base 1 to 543 and encodes 180 amino acids. The transcript is spliced from 3 exons.
AUGUCCAAGCUCCUCCGCACACUCCGUCCCGCUCUCCCCUCUCUUCGCCCCGCCGUCCUGACCCGACCCAUCUCCUCCAGCCCCUUUCGCCUCGCAGGCGGCGUCGCUCCCGACCCGUGGCCUCUCCCCUUGUCCCCCGAUACGAUCUCUCGUGAAAAGUACGCGCCCGAGCGACUGUCGGACGACCCAGAGUCGUGGAACAUGCCUCAGCCGCUCGAUCGGACAGGGGAGGACGAGGCGACGAUGCGUGCGAGGCUAGUCUACCAGGCGAGGAAGCGGGGGUGUCUGGAGGGGGAUCUGUUGUUGGCGACUUAUGCGAAGGAGAAUCUGCCGGGGAUGGGCAUGGAGGAGAUGAAGGCGUUUGAUAAGAUGCUCGAUGAGCCAGAUUGGGACAUCUUUUACUGGUCGGUGGAGAAGAAGGAGCCACCACCACGAUGGAAGGGUUCUGCCCUGCUUGAAGCCCUCAAGCAGCACGCCAAAAACGAGGGCAAGGUCGUACGGAUGAUGCCCGGUCUGUCGGACCAACCUCCUGCUAGGGAGUAG